Messenger RNA from Drosophila takahashii, 1502 nucleotides. RefSeq lists its product as uncharacterized. The record is from RefSeq and is a predicted model, not a curated record. NCBI's taxonomy places the organism in Eukaryota, Metazoa, Arthropoda, Insecta, Diptera, Drosophilidae.
UCUACGAUGUCGGACGCCGUGGAGGAGCCGCCACUUUACCUGACCCCCCAGUUCUUCCGUCGCAGCCUGGAGCACGGAUUGCAGCAGCUGGAGCUGCAGGUGAUGGGCGUCCAGCUGACCAACUUGACCCGCGGCGGGGAGAACUACUGCAGCAACAUCUACCGGGCGCAGAUCAGGUAUCGCAAUGCGGAGAACUGCGUCCUGGAGACGUCCCUGAUCGUCAAGUCCAUGCCGGACGAGAAGCAGGCCAUCCUGGCGCGCCUGCACAUCUACAACAAGGAGACCAUCUUCUACACGACCAUCAAGCCCAAGUUGGAGGCGCUGAUGUGGCGGGCCAGCAGUUCGAUGGAUGCCUGGACUUUGGGCGCCAAACACUACUACUCCACCACCCAGCCGGAGCAGACGAUCAUCUUCGAGGACCUGUGCUCCCGGGGCUACCAGCUGAAGUGCCGCCAGUUGGGCCUGGACUUCGAGCACUCGGCGCUGGUCAUGCGCAAACUGGCCGAAUACCAUGCAGGCACCAUGGUGAUGGGCGAACGGGAGCCGGAGACGAUCGUUGAUCGGUAUCCCUUCGGCCUGCUCCACAUGGACGCCAUCAAGUCGGAGCCCUUCAAGCUGCUCUUCGGCACUCAGCUGCUGAAGCUGGCCGCCCUGGUGGGCGACUGCGAGGGAUUCGGCGGGAUAACCACGAAGCUCUAUCGCUACCACGAACACUUCACCGAGCGCGUGCUCAAGGCGGUCUACCCGCUUCGCGGCCAGCACAAUGUCCUCAAUCACGGGGACCUUUGGGUGAACAACAUAUUCUUCAAGUACGAUCCGAACUACAAGGUGCAGCAGGUGAAAAUCAUUGACUUCCAGCUGUGCUUCUACGGCAGCCUGGGCUUCGACAUAAACUACUUUUUGAACACCAGUUUGGAGCUGGAGGUGCUGCGUGACCGGCGGCAGGAGCUAAUCGAGAUAUACUACCAGGUGCUGGUGGACACUUUGAAGCAGCUGCCGUGGUCGAAGCCACUGCCCAGCCACGAGGAGGUCCUGGAAGAGAUCAGGAAGCGCGAGGCCUACGGCUUCUUUGUGGCCUUCGGCUUCUUUCCGCUGAUGAGCAUGAUCGGCGUGGACUCCGAGGAUAACUCGCUGAAGAACUUCCACGACGAGACAUUCGCCAGGCAGAAGGUGCAGCUGAUGUUCGAGGGAAACACUCGGACGCUGGAGAGCCUAAAAUGCACCCUCAAGCGUUUGGAUGAGCUGCAGCUCUUUGACUAAACAAAUAGAUCGAGUGCCUAUUUUUUUUUUUUUUUUUUUCAAAUAAACGACCAAGUUUUUUAUACCUUUACAGGUAAAAAUACAAAUCAAGAGUGUCUUUAAAAAAUUUCAAAACAUAUAGUUUGAUUAAUACUUUUCGAGUUUUUACGUUAUCAGAGUAAAGAUCACUACAUAUUAUUUUUAAACAUGAAAGUGCGGAUUUAGGUUUUUCUGUAAUAUAAAUCGUUGUCAAGAAUACAAUU